This is a messenger RNA of Cinclus cinclus, 1103 nucleotides long. It is a transcript of the gene CHKB, whose product is annotated as choline kinase beta. Gene Ontology annotation, biological process: CDP-choline pathway; phosphatidylethanolamine biosynthetic process. Gene Ontology annotation, cellular component: cytoplasm. The record is from RefSeq and is a predicted model, not a curated record. NCBI's taxonomy places the organism in Eukaryota, Metazoa, Chordata, Aves, Passeriformes, Cinclidae. Gene Ontology annotation, molecular function: choline kinase activity; ethanolamine kinase activity.
UGGGGGGCUCAGUAACCUCCUGUACAAGUGUGCGCUGCCCGAGCACAUCCCGAGCGUGGGGGACGAGCCCCGGCAGGUGCUGCUGCGCGUCUAUGGGGCCAUCCUACAGGGCGUGGACUCGCUGGUGUUGGAGAGCGUCAUGUUCGCCAUCCUGGCCGAGCGUGCGCUGGGGCCGCGCCUCUUCGGGGUGUUCCCACAGGGCCGGCUGGAGCAGUACAUCCCGGUAGGAUUUGGGGUGCCCCCUGACCACCCUGACCCUCUCCCCAACCAGGGGGCACCCCAAAACUGGCAGUGCCCCCCCCCCCCCUUCCAGAGCCGCCGGCUGCGCACCGAGGAACUGCGGGACCCCCGGGUGUCCGGGGAGAUUGCUGCAAAGAUGUCACAGUUCCACGGGAUGGUCAUGCCCUUCAACAAGGAGCCCAAGUGGCUUUUUGGGACCAUGGAGUGGUACCUGGAGCAGAUAUCCGAGCUGACAUUCCCAGAGCAGGCACAGCUGGAGCAGCUGGAGCAGCUCCGAGGUUACAACCUGGAGCAGGAGAUGAGGAGCCUCAGGGACUUGCUGGAGUCCACCCCGUCCCCGGUGGUCUUCUGCCACAACGAUGUGCAGGAGGCGAACAUCCUGCUCCUGGAGGGGCGCGAGGGCUCCUCGGACCAGCUCAUGCUCAUCGACUUCGAGUACAGCAGCUACAACUACAGGGGCUUUGACCUGGGCAAUCACUUCUGCGAGUGGGUUUACAGCUACAGCCACGACUCCUGGCCCUUCUUCCAGGCGCACCCCGAGCACUACCCCAGCCGCCAGCAGCAGCUCCAUUUCAUCCGGCAUUACCUGGCCGAGGAUUCGGGACGGCGCGGGCAGCGUGAGCAGGAGCAGCUUGAGGAGGAGAUGCUGCGGGAGAUUGACCGCUUUGCCCUGGCCUCACAUUUCUUCUGGGGGCUGUGGUCCAUGGUGCAGGCCAAGAUCUCCACCAUCCACUUUGGCUACCUGGACUACGCCCAGAGCCGUUUUCAGGCCUACUUCCAGCACAAAGCCCGCUGCUCCUGAGAGGAACCCCAAAAUCCUAACCCACCCCCACCUCGGGCACUUUUUGGGGAGUUGUUGGAAC